ACCGUGCUCCUCCUCUUCACUCUCUCCAGCUUCUUCCUACACCUCCUCAUCCUCCUAGGAUCGACAUCCAAUACCCCAUUUCUAGGCUCCCUCUACUUUAUCCGCUUCUAUGACACAUGGCGGGCGAAGGACUGCACGCACACACCCGGUUUGAGUAAUUUUUUCCAAGUUGGGCUGUGGAAUUACUGUGAAGGUUCCGCCGGCGGGGUCUUCAGGUGUGAGCACCCGAAGGAAUUUUGGUGGUUUGAUCCGGUGGAAGAGAUGGUUGAGAGGUUGUUUAGCGGAGCCGGUGGUUAGUUCUCGUCCGAAGCCCUGACAGAGGAUAUAUGUUGACGGAGGAGAGUGGGGGGGGGUUAUUAUAGUUCCAAUUUCAGACACCGUCUCCCGCACAGCCCACAAAGCAAGGAGGGCUGGUUAUUGUGUAUUCAUAUUCUACUUCCUAUCACUAAUAUUUAGCAUUGCUACUCUUAUGCUUGGUACAGUACCUUGCUGUCUCCUCCACCCCUCCACAAGCUAACCAAAUGCCAGACGUGAUUCCCUCCCAUCGCCGCUGGAGCCCUAUACUCUCCAUCUUCACAUCCUCCUUCUCGGCUUUCUUUAGUGCUAUAGGGGCAGUAAUCUCCACGGCGCUCUACUGCCUCUACAGAAACUUCUUAGAAGACCUCCAGGAAAUUCAUAUCCAAGGAGCCCUCGGCAGAAAUAUGUUCGUCGUUAUGUGGGCUGCCACCAUCAUUUCAGCCUCAAGCUCGAUGAUGAGGAUUAUGUGUGGGUGUUGGAAUCCAGAGCGGAUCAGGGAUGGGAGGGGAGGCGGGCGG
Messenger RNA from Tuber aestivum (summer truffle), 815 nucleotides. The record is from the annotation of a GenBank genome assembly. Lineage: Eukaryota; Fungi; Ascomycota; Pezizomycetes; Pezizales; Tuberaceae.